AUAGGAUAAACUUAGUAGGCAGUGUAUGUUAGUUGUUGUAUAGCGACAAGGGUGUUAGACCUGUGCCGUAUGGACCGGCUCUGUGAUGUGCUUUGCUAGCGCUGUGUCGAAAUUAUACAGAUAGCCAUCGCACCACCAAAUCAAAGAAUCUUUAUUUUAGCCUCCUAUUAUUUCUCCGCGAGCAUAUCAGACGGGCUGGCGGCAUAGCAUAAGGCGAUUGCAGGUGUGAUGAAGCUUUCUUCGAAGCAACAAUCUAUGUUCGCGACGCUAACCAUCUCAAGCACUAGCGCUUUUCUUGCAUGGAUGGGCGACCUGGCGAGGUUCUAUUGGCAUCCGACCCCAGACCUUUUUAAUGCUCUUUCAUCAACAGCUCCUCUAUCUUUUCUUCAUCCCAUUGUCGAACGAUAUUUCGUGUAUCCGAUGUACGGAAAUGAGAAUUCGUCCCGAGAAUUCCCAGUCAUUGGAGCAUGCUACUCCGCGGGUAUUGGCGAAAAAAAUGAAUGAGAGCGGCAGUAUAGCCGAUAGUGCUAUGUGAUGAAGUGUGAGUUGCUUGUAGAUGCUCUCUACUAUCCAGGAUAGCCCAGCAGUAGUAUAUUUGUGCUCAAACAUCAACAGGGAGUGACUCGCCGAAACAGAGAUCUGACUAUAUCUAAUAUAUCUAAGCCUCUUGAGACUCAUAAGACGAUAAAGGGGCUAUAUAGGCAACCUUUCCGUAAAGGCUUUAGCGUCUUGUGAUGAUUUUAGAUGGCCCUAGAAAAAAUCGAAGUAAUAAUAGAUAUGGGAGGGUCCAGGCCCCCAGGGUCAUGGGUAGUGCCAAGGUGACCGUGGCUUUAACUUGUGCCGCCCCUUGGCCGGCUUUCUUCCCAUCGUUUAAGAA
This is a messenger RNA of Pseudovirgaria hyperparasitica, 877 nucleotides long. RefSeq lists its product as uncharacterized. The record is from RefSeq and is a predicted model, not a curated record. The transcript is spliced from 2 exons. NCBI's taxonomy places the organism in Eukaryota, Fungi, Ascomycota, Dothideomycetes, Acrospermales, Acrospermaceae. The annotation marks the transcript as partial.